Messenger RNA from Entelurus aequoreus (snake pipefish), 468 nucleotides. Its product is annotated as netrin receptor UNC5D-like. Bases 1 to 468 code for a protein of 155 amino acids. The transcript has 3 exons. The record is from RefSeq and is a predicted model, not a curated record. NCBI's taxonomy places the organism in Eukaryota, Metazoa, Chordata, Actinopteri, Syngnathiformes, Syngnathidae.
AUGUCCUAUCCAACAACAUUGCAGGCUGGCACGGGGCAGAGAGAAGAUGAUGUCAUCGCCAGGUCGAACUACAUCAUCGUGAAGGUUUCGCGGACGACAAAUGCGCGCACCCCGCCGGUCCCGGUCCGGGUGGGCAGAGAGACAGCCGUGAUGGGACGCCGGACGCGCGGCGGCUGCCUGACUCCUGCCGCCCUGCUCCUGCUGCUCCUCCUCGGCGCCUCGACCCCCGCCGCGGCCGCGCACGCCAGAGGUGCCCGGGGUGACGGCCAGCAGCAUGGCCAGUCGGGGACCCUGCCGCACUUUGUGGAGGAGCCCGUGGACGCUUACAUCAUCAAGAGCAACCCCAUCAAGCUGCGCUGUCAGGCCCGGCCCGCUCUGCAGAUAUUCUUCAAGUGCAACGGCGAGUGGGUCCAUCAGAGCCAGCACACGUCCAGGGAGCACACCGACUUGGGAACAGGUACCACCUAA